This is a messenger RNA of Pocillopora meandrina, 2002 nucleotides long. Lineage: Eukaryota; Metazoa; Cnidaria; Anthozoa; Scleractinia; Pocilloporidae. The record is from the annotation of a GenBank genome assembly.
UUUUCAAAACCAUUUUCACAUUUUGAAGAGCCAAAAACAAUCGAAAGCGUUUUUCAAAGUGAGCCAGAGGUUCUUCCCUGUUUUGAAAUGAACUACAAAUUCUUAGAGAGGCAUAAAGAAACUCUUUCGCUCGCGAAAACGAGAAAGCGAGAAAAUCCUGUGAACGCGGCCCAUAAAAUGGCAAGCCAAAGUUCAACCAAACAAGACGAAGAAGUAAGAACGGAAAAAGGGACAGGGUCGAUUGUCAUACGUACAGAAGAAGAAAUAAACACCUUUAAUUGCGAUGUUAAACUUUCAGAGCUUUCGCUUGCACACUUCAUCUCUUUCAGUUUUGCUACCAAAGAGGUGAAAGAUGUAAAUUAUUUUCCUUCUCCAGAAAAUUAUUUAGAAAUUUGAAAAAAGAUGUUAAGAUAAACGGCUUGUAAAUUCAGUGAAAUACUGCUCUUAAGAUAAGUGUGAACCUUGUGUAAAAAGUUUGAGACCAAAUAUAAAAACAAGUGAAGCACAAGGUUCAAGUAAAGUUGUCGAAGAUUCAAAUGUGUCCGACUGACCUUGCUUCCUUUCGAUAACGCAGACAGAUCUGACAGUUGACUUUGAAAUGAAAUGGCUUUCUGGAGUGCGCGCUCAGGAUAAAGUUAAAAAUGAUUUUCUCUUAAUAAAUGUUAUUGGCAAACGGUUUUUGUAAGUCCUCCGAGCAGGGCGAUUCUCCUUAUCUAAAUAUUUAUUGUCUUUAAAUUCCCAACACCUGAAUACACAAUUUUUAAAAGGACACUAAUUUUACUUUUGACAAUUUUAUCGUUGAAAUGAAGAAAUGCUCCACCAGCUGCACACAUAUUGCAUGUAUUCAGAUGAUCAGAUGACAACUGAGUUAUGGCACAAAUUCAUCUGCAGCGCCAACGCACCGGAUAAUGUUUCACAAAUUGGUUGAUAAAAGCACUUUCCCAGAAACGGGCACUAAGAACAUGCUAUUUGCAUAUGCUAUAGUUAGAACAUGCUAUUUUAUAUGCCAUAGUUGUAUUUGAAAACUGUAUCGAUAUCGAUAUCGAUAUCGGCUAUUUUAUAUGCCAUAGUUGUAUUUGAAAACUGUAUCGAUAUCGAUACCGAUAUCGGCUUUCGCGGUUUUCAAGUGCAACUUAACGCGGAAUUCCCUCGUCAGGUAAUGAAUUUUCCUAUAGAAUACUACUCAGCAGAUGUUGUAUGACGAAACUGAAAGUUGUGAUGGAAAGUUCCUGAUGAGCCUAAAGUUGGACAAGUUCAAAUAGCAUGUUCUUAUGUUCAGCUUUUUUAGUUCGUAUAUUCUCUUAUUGUGAAUUAAUUGUACAUCGAAUCGCAGAAUCGUUUUUGCGAUCCAAUUUGUUUUGUAUUUAAUUAUUAUUUCAAUGAUGGGAAAGGCGGCGCCAUAGAUACGCCCUUUCUUCUUCAAAUUUUUCUGUUUAAGCUAUUGUUAUGUAACAACCUUUUAAGAUAAUUUUCUCGGUUGUUCUCAUAGAAAGUCAUAUUCUGAUUUCGCUAGACUCUUCUUUACAGUUUUUAUAUUACUAACAUUGUGUUCGUUAUUCUGGAACUGAGGUGUGACAGUAAAAAAAUUAAGGAGGAAAGUCGUUUCUGUAAAUGAUAAAUAAGUCGAAGGAAGUUACUUAGUAUGCAUGAAAAGUUACACGCAACCCAACACGAUUGGCUGUCGUAGGUUGAUGGACAUUUACAAAAAAUUCUCUGACACUUGGAAUGAUUGCUGUCAUCUAUAAAGACUGUUGUCUGGUCUUGAGAAAUUGAUUGUAACGCAGCUUAUCCUCUUAAAAGUUGUUAUUGAUAAAGUGAAGUAUGAAAAACGGAGUGUUAAGAAGAGUUAUUCCCUUAACACUUCACUUAUACUUAGCAUGUUUUGCGACUCACUUUCUAGGGGCAGUUAGGAGACGCUUGGUUCAAUAGCUCAGAUUUAGAGAUAUUGUCACAGUGCCCGAACAUGUCUGUGGAAAAGGAAAGUUUGUCGACAAUUUCCUAG